UUGGAUCCACCUGAUGCUUCCUCCGCCUCCACUUAGCGCUGCGCCUCCAGCAGCAGCAGCAGCAGCAGCAGCAGCAGCUUCUCCAGGAACGAUCCACCGCCUCAUUAUCAGUGAAAUCUCUCUUAUAAGUCACUGAAUUAGGGAAAAUGUUUGAAGUUUCGAUGCGAGUCUUUGUGUCUCAGAUGAGCUCCUCGUUCCAUUCAUGAUUUCCGGAUCCCUCGGAUUCAGGUUGGAACCAGUGGAGCUGAUCUACUGACUGGACGCGUAAAAUCGAGCUCGUCGCUGGAAUAAGAUGCAGAGCGAGAAGGCGUCCUUGCAGAAGUCUCAUGCGACCAACCAGAUGUGACCUGCAGCUACCAGGUUGGGAAGAAGUGACUAAUGUGACCCCUGGACCUUUCUGCUGGGCAUCAUGGGAUGUGGCACCUCUGUUGCCACGGAAACACAAGGGAAAAGAGUGGAGAGAGAUGAAGCAGUUCAGACUCCCGGUCCUGCUCUGACGAUGAAGGCAGCUGUUCUGAUCCAGCGAUGGUACCGGCGCUACAUGGCCCGACUGGAGAUGAGACGCAGAUACACCUGGAACAUCUUUCAGUCGAUUGAAUACGCCGGCGAACAAGACCAGCUACAGCUUUCGAGUUUCUUCAGUUUCAUGCUGGACAACUUCACCCAGCUGAAUGGAAACGGACCAGACCUGAUCUCCCAGCUGCUGGACCCAGUGGUCGACCCCUGGUUAGACAGAGAGAUCUGCUACAGCCUGAUCCUCGUCCCAGAGUCUUAUUCUGGACCCCGACUGUCGUUUCCCCUCUCUGUGUCUGACACGAACGCUCUCCUCGCUGCUUUCAAGGAACAGCAGACUCUUCAUGCCAGAUACGUCCUGCAGCUGCUGUACGAGACCAAAAAGCUUCUCAAACAGAUGCCAAACAUCAUCCACCUGUCAACAUCCUACACCAAAGAGAUCACUAUAUGUGGUGAUCUGCAUGGCCGGCUUGAUGACUUGCUACUCAUAUUUUAUAAGAAUGGCCUUCCCUCUGCAGAGACGCCUUACGUGUUUAAUGGGGAUUUCGUGGAUCGUGGGAAGAAGUCGGUAGAAGUGGUCAUCCUCCUGUUCGCCUACCUGCUACUUUACCCAGACAACAUGCACCUGAACCGAGGAAACCACGAAGACUACAUAAUGAACCUCAGAUAUGGCUUCACAAAGGAGGUCAUGCAGAAAUACAAGACUCAUGGCCAGGAGAUCCUCCAGCUGUUUCAGGACGUUUUCAGCCUUUUGCCGGUUGCGACGGUCAUCGAUGGAAAGAUCCUGAUUGUUCACGGAGGGAUUUCAGACCAGACUAACCUGGAUUUCCUCAGCUCCAUAGAGAGACACAAGGUGAAAUCUGCCCUGAGAUUUCCCAAACGCAGUUUGGAGCAGCUGGACAUCGGUCAGUCAUGCAGACUCACAAAAAGACUGAGAUUGACAGACGGAUCUCGUCCCAGCAGCAGUCGAAGCCACAGCAAGAACCAAAGAACCCAGAACCAGAGGAAGAGGCGAUGCGGACUCAGCCGACAAGACAGCGUUGCCUCCACUUCUUCCUCCUUAUCAUCAUCCUCCUCUUCCUCUUCGCUCUGCUCUCCUCGAACUCCGUCCUGCAUCUCACCUCGUCCUUGUCCGUCUUCUCCCAGCAUUCCUUAUUCCAUCAACGUCCUACAAGUGCCUUUCCUGGACUCUCUCACCUCUGUUCCCCUUCCGUCGCCGCCACAAAAUGAACAGGAGUGGAAACAGAUCGUGGAUGUUUUGUGGAGCGAUCCUAAGAUCCAAGAAGGCUGCAGCCCCAACACAUUCAGAGGCGGAGGAUGUUACUUCGGCCCUGACGUCACGCAAAGGCUGCUGCUCCAACACGGACUCCAGCUGCUGAUCCGCUCUCAUGAGUGCAAACAGGAGGGAUAUGAGCUCUGUCAUGGUGGACAGGUGAUCACCAUCUUUUCAGCAUCAAACUAUUAUGAGGAGGGAAGCAACCGUGGCGCUUACAUCAAAGUGGGCAGAGAACUGGUUCCCCGCUUCUACCAGUACCAAGUCAGCCGCACGACUCGCAAACUCACCCUGACGCAGAGAGUACGAGCUGCUGAAGGUUCUGCUCUCAGGGCUUUAAAGGAGAAGCUGUUCGCUCAUCGCUCUGAGCUGAUGUGUGGCUUCCAGGAGUACGACCAGAAUUACACCGGCAGAGUGUCGGUCAGUGAGUGGGCUCUGGUGUUGGAGGCUGUACUGAGACUGGACCUGCCCUGGAGGACGCUUCGUCCACAUUUAGCCCGACUGGCACCGGAUGGCAGCGUGGAGUAUCAGUCCUGCUUCGAAGACAUGGGACCAGGAAUUCCUCUACCUCAGGUGACUUCGAACUUGGCUGAAACUCUGUUCAGAUACCGGACAGACAUUGAGAUAAUAUUCAACAUCAUAGACAAAGAUCACUCAGGUCUCAUCUCCAUCGAGGAGUUUCGUCACACCUGGCGCCUUUUCAGUGCUCACCUGGGGGUUGCCAUCGACGACAGCGCCAUCGACGACUUGGCCCGAAGCAUCGACUUCAACAAGGACGGCAGCAUAGACUUCACCGAGUUCCUGGAGGCCUUCAGAGUGGUGCACAAACUGGACAGCAAGGAUCCGCAUCUGAGCGAAAAGAUGAGUCGAAAGAAGUAUUCAUGAAGGAAACAGUCUGAGGAUUAAACUGUGCAAGUAACUAAUGGAAGAUGGAAAGUAAGAAAGCAUGGAUAAGAUUAAAUACCUUUGUGUUUUUUAAUCGUUAAAGGAAAAUUACACCUGUAAACACUUGAUGACUAUAAAAUUACAGAUGAUUUGAAGCACCUUGUAGCUUAUGUUUAUUGGUGCAUUUUGUCAAUUGUGUUUUUAGCCACGCUAAAUCGGUAAAUAAUCAGUAGGUUGGUUUCAAAGUGAAAUGAAUGUCUUUUGAUGUAGCACUAUCAGCUGGUUUUGGGGUCUUUGAAAACAUCCUUAUUGGAUUAUCAUUGAAACUGGUAGCAUUUCCAAGAACUGUGUUGGCACAAGAUAGAUGUGCUGAAAGUAGAGGUGCGUAGGAUGUCACAGACCCACACAGUGUAGGAAAUGUAUCCUUAAAAAGUGCUAGAAAAUGUCCACUAUAAUCUGAAGCAGGUCUUGAGACUAGGUACAACUUGAUUUAGUGCAGAUGUGGCUUCUCAGAGCAGCAGAGGACUAGUCCCUGAUACAAAUUUACCUAGUAUUAGAUUUUUUUCUUUUUUGUGAGUAUUUUUGGGCAUUUUCCACCUUUUAUUAGACAGGUACAGUGGAGAAAUGGAGGAAUUGUCAUAGACUGAUGAAUAAAGGAUUAAAAUGGAGGUCAUUUUAAGAAGAAAGAAAACAAAAAGGUGAACUUUCAUCAAAAAGCUGGUACAAAACAACACACAAUCUAUAUCAAAAGCACAUGGAGCUGGCAAAGAGUAAGUUAAAAAAAAAAUCUAAAAUUUCAAUAUUUUAGGGUAUAUUUUAUGAUUUUUUAAAAAAAAUGUUGCCGUUGUUAAUGUUAACAAAUAGAAAAUGUAAGCAGAAUUGGCAAAUUAUUAUGGAUUUGCUGAAGAAUGCACAUCAGUAAAAUUGAAAUUGAAAUGGAUGGGCUGUAUUUACCAUCCUCCCUUUUUUACAGUGAUUUUUACACCUUUAACUACGACCUCAGUAAUAAACACAUCAUUUAUUUUACACAUUUCUCACAACAGCAACAAAAACUAAACAUUACCACCAUAAAUGUAGAAUAUAUGACAAACCUGGCUUAUUUGAUUGCACUAGAUUGGACAGAUGCACCUAAUAAAGUGAUUGUAUGUAGUAUUACUGUUGUACUGAUAACCAAAACUAGAAAUGCACUGCUGCGAUGUGCUCAACUGCUCCCCAAAAAGAAAUAAAAUGCCCUUUUUUGCAACAAAUUCUGUGCGUAUUUUGAGUGUGUGUCACAGUGCGAGGAUGUGUGUUUAUACGCUGCUUCACUCUGGCAUCCUGCCCACUAUAAUUAACGGUGAGAGCAGUUAAACAGGCCCAGGCAUCCUGUCAGCCCGAGGAAAUAAUGGGUUCCAAUUUUACUGAAGGCGUCAGCAGCGCACACUGCAAAGACUCAAAAUAUAACCAAGUCUAUUUGUCUUAUUUUUAGUCAAAAUGUCUCAUCACACUUGAUUUAAGAUAAAUUCACUUAACAAGACACAUUUCAGCAAGAUGAAGGGACUUGUUUUAAGACAGUGCAUCUUAAAUAUCUUGUUAAGUCAAACAAUCUUGAAAUUAUCUUGUUUUGAGUUGUAUUUUAAAGAAAACUCAAAAUAAGUUUAAUACAUCUCAGAUUAGGAGGUUACAUGAGAGCAAAAAUCUAUUUUUGAGUGAAAAACUGCUAUUUUUUUUUUUUUUUUAGCAUAUCUGGCUUAUUUUAAGACACCUAAGCUUGACAAUCCUGGUAAAAUAGAGCUUAAAAUAAGUUUUCCCAGCAAAUUAUAAGAUCUCAAUAUUCUAAAUAUCGUAUCUUAUUUCAAGAAAUCUUACCAAGCCAUUUUUCACUUGUUCUAUUGGCAGAUUUUAUCACUUAUUUCAAGGUAAAAGUUCCUUGAAAUAAGUUUUUUUUUUCUUGUUUUGAGAGGGGCAUUUUUUCCAGUGCACACACAUUUUACACAUGAAGUGCACACAAACAUACACUACAGUGGAGAGAGGCCACAGAAGAGCAUUCUGGGAGACUAACAGGAUGUAAACCAGCUGUUUUAGUGCCAAAGCUUCUACAUCUGAGUCCAUGAUGUCACUUGAUAGAUUAAAACAAGCAGAAUUGUAGCUAUUUCCAAUAAAGCAGGUACAAAGAGCAUCUCUCCUGAUACCUUUCCAUCCAUCUGUCAGAGUGUUUAGCAUCUCCUCCUCCCUUCCUUCCUCCCCUCUAGUAAUCCCAGACCACAUCUCUCCUCCCCUCGUUUCUCAGCUUCCCCUAAUCUUCCCACUUUUGCUCUCCAACUUCUCCUCCCAUCCCGUCAUCUUCCAAACUCUACACAUCAACACACUUUCACAUGGGGCUCCUUUCAGCAGCGCUCACUCUGGUUUGCAUCUUCGCUCCAGGUACUUCCUCAAGUUAAGGUUUGUUGUUAAGAGCCGUUUUCAGGUAUUCAUAGUUGGAACUGUCCACAGUGUAUGGAGCUGAGUGAUGCGGUGGGUUUAGACAGCUGGAAAAUGGGCAGAUGUUCUUCCGUUACGGUGGACUGCUGGUGAUUUUCCGCUGUCAUCCUGGUUUCAAGCUGCACGGAUACAAAACCAACAGCUGUGGGUCUGGACACUGGACCCGGGAACCUGCAGUGUGUGUCGGUUCUGGCUGCUCCAAUCCGGGGCCUCUAACUCAUGGGACCAGCAGCAUGAAUGAAGACGUCUCCUGGGCUGUGUUCAGCUGUAAUGGUGGCUUCAGGUUACAUGGGCCUUCAAUGCUAUACUGUGAGGGCCACACCUGGAACAGCACAAAGCCUGUUUGCAAAGGUUUCCCAGAGACUAUGGGUUGAGGAGGAAUUGGAAGUUUGUCGGCUUAGACCUGGUGUCAUUCCAUCAGUGUUAAACUUCCCGGAUCAUCUUGGAAGAGUACGUGCCAGAAAGACCACGACCAAUCAGCCUUGAGAUCUUAGGCAGCGUCUCCCUGAGGUCCCUCUCUAUCUCCCCACACAUCCACCAACCACUGGAACACAUCUCCAAAGUUCUGCUGGACCAGCUCAGCUUCCCCUCAGAAGAAGUGCCGCCACCUUCCAGAUGAAGGAGCCUUUUGAGAGGCAGCUGGCAUCAUGAUUGGACUGUACUUUGGUCUGUUCCAAUCCAGCUUCAGCUCCAGAGACGGCAGGCGGGACGAGUCAACGGAGGCCUGGUGGACGAAGGCAUGCAGCUGAGUACAAUCCAGAAAACAACAGAGGAGGAGUGCAGGGCCAGAACAACCAGAGUAGCAUCGUAUGUCUCUUAGAAAACAUCAUAGUAUAGCCUUUGGGAUGAAAAAAGCGCCAUCAUAUACAUCGUAUAUUGUACAAAUAACAAGUCAAAGGAAAGAGACAUACAUUGUAGAAUUGUAGUAAUUGUGGGCUGACUGAUUUACUGAUUAUCAGUAUUUUAUUUUUUACUGAUUUACGGUAAUAAAUACAUUUAAAAAUGGU
Amphiprion ocellaris (clown anemonefish) is the source of this 6138-nucleotide messenger RNA. It is a transcript of the gene ppef1, whose product is annotated as protein phosphatase, EF-hand calcium binding domain 1. Gene Ontology annotation, molecular function: manganese ion binding; protein serine/threonine phosphatase activity; calcium ion binding. Gene Ontology annotation, biological process: detection of stimulus involved in sensory perception. The transcript is spliced from 22 exons. Lineage: Eukaryota; Metazoa; Chordata; Actinopteri; Pomacentridae. Gene Ontology annotation, cellular component: nucleus; cytosol. Bases 410 to 2671 code for a protein of 753 amino acids. The record is from RefSeq and is a predicted model, not a curated record.